Molecule: messenger RNA, 2367 nt
Organism: Ricinus communis (castor bean)
Lineage: Eukaryota; Viridiplantae; Streptophyta; Magnoliopsida; Malpighiales; Euphorbiaceae
Exons: 12
Coding region: 86-2038 (650 amino acids)
Source: RefSeq, a predicted model, not a curated record
UUAUUUUGAUUUCAUGAUUCAUAUCCACAUUUCACUACUCAUUCCGCGCCAAAUUUAAACCGUUGAAGAAGACGCAGAAGAAGAAAUGGUUGCAUUGUGCUUCGUGUUGGAUUUAUGCAGCCUAUCACCUUCAUUACUUCGAGACCUAAAACAGUGCUUAUUACAGCUCGGUAAUUCGUACGCGAUUUCACCUCCUUCGUCGCGGCAUCGAUUUGACUCUCUCGGAGACAGGAUCGGCUUGUGUUAUAUCUUCAAAAAUCGCAUUUCCUCCUCUCGAGAGCUUAAAAUUGCAUAUCACCCUAGAGGAAAUUUUCAUCUCCGGGAUUUCCAUGACGCCGUUAACAACUUGCCUACAGAUGCCUUUUUGCCUGAAAUCGAUGAUUCUGGAGCUCUCCGUCGGUCAGAUGCAAAAUUAUCAAGCGUUUUGAGUGAUCAAGUUGUAUAUUCAUGGGAGAUUAAAGAUUUUAUGCGGAAAGUGAUUGUUUUGAGCUCCUGUUUACCUGAGAAUAUAGACUCAGCCUUGAAAAUUACUCUUAUGGAUGCAGCAGAUAAGUGUGUUUCAGUGGAGUUUCUGUUGUUUGAACUAAGUUCAAGCUAUUUCAGCAAUAUGCAGGAGAAUAUCAACUGCUUUCUAACAAGUUUAUCUGAUCUGGAUAAUUGCUCAUUUCAGACUUAUAUCCCAGAUAGCAGACUAUUUCAUAGUCUAACGAAACGAUGGCUACAGGAUUUAGAGGAUGACAUAGAUGAACCAUUGCAAGCUUGUUUUAUUUUCCAGACCAACCUUGUAGGCUCUUUGAAUCACAUAAGCUGCAGCUUGUCAAUAUCUGUUCGUCAAAUUAUUGAUGAGUUCAGUGCUUGUCAGACGUGCAGAUGUCAUGGCGUCCUGUUAGAUCAUGCUGCAAAAGAUAAACUUGAGAGGCUCUCUUGUCCAGUUACGGGCCAUGAUCUGGGAACAGCUGAUGUGGUUGAUAAUUCUGUGAAAGUUGGAGAUAAAACGAUCUUGUUCAUGCCCUCUUUCCAGAGCUCAAUGAAGGUCCAUCAACUUUCUUCCCCCAUUGAAUUCAACAUUAUUGAGAGGACUAAUCUGAAAUCUUUAAAUGAAGGUGUUAUAUUUGGAACUCCAUAUUUUGUAGCUCCAUCAGCUUGCAAUGAGGUAGAAACUUCUUCAGAUGAGAUGUCCCAGCCUGAAUUGAAUUCUCAGCUUUUUCAAGGAAUUUGCAAUUAUCUACAUUCAAUGGAUGAGGGGCUGGUAUGUUCUUCAUACUGCAAUGUGGAUACCAUGAAAGGGACAGCAUUCCCCUGCUAUUAUAUUCUUCUACCAUCAGACAAUGGACCAAUGCUUCUCCGGCGUCUUGCAAGUUUAGAGGAAGUAUUGCCUAUGCUUGAAGUCAAUCAAUUCAUUGAUUCUUCGAUGUCCAAGGAUAUUCAAAAUACCAUUCAGACCUCUCUAUUAAAGAUUGAUUUGAGAGACUAUAAUCCAGUUCUGCAUGAAAGAGGCUUACAUCGAAAGCUGAACUUGCUUAUAAAAGAGAGCUUCCAAUUUGUGACAGUUACUCCAAAACUGAAUGAGGCAACAUCUGGACUGAACUCAAACCAACUAAAUUCUUUGGAACAAUCGAAUUGUAUAACAGUCGUCAAAGAUGAAGCCCCGCAGUUGAAAAUGAAAGUUGGAGAAGACAAAACAUCAUAUUCUAUUGCAGAAGAAUGGGAGCAGCUAGUUGUCAGUGAAGUCCCGAAUCUAUAUUCUCCCACUCCUGUUUCCAAAGCUAAGGUGGAUAUGUUAGUUCUGUCCUCACCGGACACUAAUAAGCAGUUGGAUGUGAAAACUUCAAGAAUAUUAGAGAGACUAGAGGUGCCAAAACAGUUGAAAACAAAGGUAACUUCUCCAAUUUUCACAAGCAGCAGCUUCUCAGAAACAGGUGCGCCAAUAAAAAAGCCUCCAGUUCCUUUCCAGCCUAGCAAUGCAACAGAUCAGAGCUUAACGUCAAGUCAAUUAAUGAAACCCAAUUUCCAGAGACUAAAAAGGAAACACAAAUGACAAUGGCUGCCUGGGGUUGGAGAAGGCCUACUUCUAACUGGAGGGUAACUAUGAGAACUUUAUGUUGUAUAGAAAAUGAGUGCCUGUGAAAUUCUGUUGUUGAGACCGGGAGCAGCUUAUGGUUUUCUUUUUUUUCUUUUUGCAUGUUAUGGGUUAGAUUUUCAAGUUGCCUGCUUAUUUAGUCGGCGAUCAGAACAUUUUACACUCCCAAGCUCUACCUGGUACAAACUACUGGAACACCUAAGCUUUAGCAGAGAAUUUAAGCUUCGUAUAUAUGUUGCUUUGAAACUGAUACUUAGCGAGUUUGAAUUGAAAUUUACAUUAGGAAA